CCGCCGCAUUCCAAACCACUUCAUAUACAGCAUCACCACAAAUCACGUAUAGAGGAACCCCAAGGAGGACAACAAGAACAUUAUAACUAUGGCAAAGCAAACCUUCAAAAUAUUGGUGCUGCCUGGCGACCAUGCAGGCCCCGAAGUCAUGGAGGCUGCCCUCCAGGUCCUCGACACCAUUGAGAAGUGCCGCCCCAGUCUCCAGUUUGAGCGAACCACCGGUCUCGUCGGCGGCUGCAGCUUAGACAAGCAUGGCGUUGCCAUCACUGAAGAAGUUCUGCAACAGGCAAGCGAAAGUAACGGCACGCUGUUUGGCUCUGUUGGAGGUCCUGAGUGGGCAGACCACUCGCCCAAUCCAGAGUCUGGUAUCCUCGCCCUCCGAAAGAAGCUCAAUGCGUUUGCCAAUCUGCGGCCGUGCGAAAUCAUUGUCCCGUCACUUGUCGACGCCUCACCCAUCAAGGCAGACAAGGUGCGCGGAACCAAGUUUAUCGUGGUACGUGAGAACUGUGGCGGUGCCUACUUUGGCGACAAAGUAGAAGAAGAAAAUAUCGCCUCUGAUCUAUGGGUCUACACAACACCUGAAAUUGAGAGACUGUCCCGCGUUUCAGCUGCGGUGGCCAGAAUCAUGGGUGCUGAUGGCGAUGGAAAGGGCAGCAAAGGAAAGCCCGCCGUCGUCUGGAGCGCAGACAAGGCCAAUGUCCUUGCGAGCGGCCGACUUUGGAGACGCAUCACACAAAAUACAUUCGAUACGGAAUUCAAGGAUAUUACCCUGAAGCAUCAGCUCGCUGAUAGCAUGGCCAUGCUCAUGGUGGCGGAUCCUCGCCGCUUCAACGGUGUCAUUCACACAGACAACACUUUUGGCGACGUGCUGUCUGAUAUCUCUGGCGCCAUUGUCGGUACACUGGGGACGCUGCCGAGCGCUAGUAUCUCGGGAGUUCCCGGUGAAGGACCUUGCAACGGCAUCUACGAGCCUGUCCACGGAAGUGCCCCAGAUAUAGCAGGCAAAGGCGUCGCCAACCCUACGGCCCAGAUUCUCAGUCUUGCGCUUUUGCUCCGAUACUCUUGCGGACUGAUUGAGGAGGCGGCUGCUAUCGAGUCCGCGGUUGCCAAGGUUCUGGAUAGCAAGGAUGCCGGCGGUCUUGGAAUCCGUACGGGUGAUCUGGGCGGCAGCGCUACUACCAAGGAGAUGGGAAGUGCCGUGUGUAAGGAGCUGGAGGCCCUUUUGUAAAUUAUAUAGACGAUUUCGAACCCAAUUCCACUUCGUUUCCCCUUAGCGUCUAGUGAAGUCCUCUCUGGCUGCGUACAUUGAGGUAUCGCGCGA
Messenger RNA from [Torrubiella] hemipterigena, 1321 nucleotides. NCBI's taxonomy places the organism in Eukaryota, Fungi, Ascomycota, Sordariomycetes, Hypocreales, Clavicipitaceae. The record is from the annotation of a GenBank genome assembly.